AUGGACGAAUACACCUACAAUGCUAUGGACCUCGGUGGUCCUGCAAUUCGACUGUUUCGCGUUCACAGAGGAAGCGGUAGAAACAUAAGCGGCGACCUCUUCCAGGCAUUUCUGUAUGAGCGAGGAGACGCCGUGGCUUACGAGGCUCUGUCGUAUACCUGGGGUCCGCCCGACGUCCGCGAAAACAUCUUCAUAGAUGGUAGGCAAUUGAGCGUCACAGUGAACCUCUAUCUGGCGCUUCAGCAAUUGCGCCAACGAGACGAGGACCGAAUACUAUGGAUAGAUGCAAUCUGCAUUGACCAGCAGAACCUGAAGGAGCGAGGUCACCAAGUUCAGCAGAUGGGCGACAUCUACAAGCAAGCCGACCGUGUACUAUUCUGGCUCGGAGCCGGCACAGACGAGACCGACAUCUUCAUUAAGUCAAUGCAGCUCUUGCACAGAUUGUGUAUCCGAUAUCCUUGCAAGUCCUGCAAACUUGACGAUAGCCGAUGGGAGGAUCUAUGGAAGGAUGUUCAACUGCAACUAAAGGCUACUCACGGAAACUCAAAUUUGGAAAGCCGGCAGCGGCAGGGCUUGGAGAUUAUCCUAGACCGACCUUGGUUUAGAAGAGUCUGGAUCUUGCAAGAGGUCGCAAAUGCCAAGUCCGCUCUGCUCUACUGCGGCACGCAAUCAGUCUCUGUACGGGUCCUCAGCAUCGCCCCGAUACUCAUGGGCGUCGAUCCAAGUCCCCACUGCCAAGCUGUCCUGGAUAUCAUGCCAGGAAUCUGGAGGGGAACCUCGUGGUGGAGCCAGAGCAACAGCCUGUAUACUCUACUCAAGAUGUUUGGAAGCAGCGAAGCCACGGAGUCUCGAGACCUUUUAUAUGCGCUGCGGGGCAUAUCUUCAGAUGCCAGAAACCCUGAUAUUCUGCCGCCAGACUACGAAAAGCCGGAGGAGGAAGUGACCAGCGAUGCUAUUCGCUUCCUUUGCUGCUGCGACUUGGAAGACUAUGAUGCUGAUGAUCGGCGCUCAUUGCCAACUGACGUACGGAGCCUUGCAGACGGUUUAGAUGCCCUGAUCAAUACAAGUUGCUUGGCACUUGCAAAGGUCUCCAAGACGAAGAACAUGGAGAUGCUCCUCCGACGGCCGGACACACAGAUUGGCAGGCAUCUUGUCAACACCGUGUUGCUUCACGACACAGACGGGGAAAUGACACGACUGCUCUUCCAAUGUCGAGGAAGCGACGUCGACAUAACUGAAGAAGCCUUGACAGAAGCUGCGAGGAACGAAGUUGCCGCGGAAAAAGUCAUGGCAGUCAUUCUUCAGCACCGAAAAAGGUCCACUAAGAUCACCAACGACGUCCUCCAUGUCGCAGCGAGGAAUAGCGGUCGCGGAGAGAAGGUGUUGAAGCUCCUUUCUCCGUAUAUCAAGAGCACUAACAUCGGCUAUAUAGCCGAAGCGGCCGCCCUGGAUAACGAUCGUGGACACGAAGUGAUAGAGAUGCUCUUCCGUGUACAUUGCGCCAAAGACGCCAAAGUUCAAGUCAGAAGGUCUGCAAGAAUUUCCCAUAAGCAAUCGACCGAAGACUUUAGAAUCACACAAGAGCUCUUGGAAAUUUCUGCCAGGAAUGAGGCGUGUGGAGCAGACAUAUUUGAAGUGCUAUUCAAGCAACGGCCCCAGGACAUUAAACUCAGUCGCCAGUUAGUCCAGCUUGCAAUCUUCAACAAGGCGAGCGGAUUCCAGAUCCUGAAAUUGUUCCUUGAAUACCAGCCUGGGAGCCUUGAACUCAUGGAGAGCGUCGCCAGAUAUGCAGACGAACCACACGCACCACAGGGAAGAGUUGCGUUUCGAAUGUUUCUUGAGCACCUGGCAACUCGGGGCCCAGCAACAACAAGGGAAUUCGCAAUUUUUACGAGGUGGUGUACUUCGACGAGUGCCCGGGAGUAUCUUCGGUUGAGAGGACGUGGACUUGCGAUCACAAGAGAGGUAGUUCAGGCCCUUGCGCUGAAUCACUUGAGCAGGGAUAUCACACUUCAAAUGCUGCUGCGGCAUACAACCCCAAUCCUUGAGCUCAAAAGAGAAGCAGCUUUGGAGAUUAUCGCGAUUCUCGGCUCUUUGGCCAUGGACUGGCUUCUGCAAUACCGGCCGAAAGAGUAUACCGACAGGAAGUCUAUUCAGUCGGAAGUCCUCGAUGAAUUGAUGACAGCAGAAGAACGCCAGACCUGGAAUAUGUUUCCAUUUGCCGCUGGCAGAGGGCAUCAAGCACUGGUCGAGCUUUUACUCGAGCGCGGCGCGAACAUCGAGGAGAAGCUGGAUCGGAGCAAUGUCGGGCCAACAGCCUUAAGCCUCGCUGCAGCAGCGGGCCACAAAGACAUAGUUGCUAUUCUUAUCGAACGAGGCGCUGAUCUCGAAGCAAAGGACUUGCAUGGACGUACGCCUCUCAUUCUAGCUGCCGAGAAACACGAGAGCAUCGCGGAGCUGCUCAUAUGGAGCGGAGCAAAGGUCGAUGCGGUGGGCGACGAUGGGAGAACGCCUCUGAUGGCUGCGUCUCGGGGUGGGUUCAGAGCAAUCGUGCUGAAACUUCUUGACCAAGGGGCUGGGUUUGAUGACAAGGAUAUGAAUGGCAGAACGGCGCUGAUGAACGCUGCCAUUGAAGGUCAUCAUCGUGUUAAAAGGAGGACAUCGUUCAUUGGCAAGGCUACUGAAGGACCAUCAGCAUAG
Molecule: messenger RNA, 2700 nt
Organism: Trichoderma citrinoviride
Lineage: Eukaryota; Fungi; Ascomycota; Sordariomycetes; Hypocreales; Hypocreaceae
Exons: 2
Coding region: 1-2700 (899 amino acids)
Molecular function (GO): protein binding
Source: RefSeq, a predicted model, not a curated record